Penicillium subrubescens is the source of this 852-nucleotide messenger RNA. RefSeq names its product 25S rRNA (adenine2142-N1)-methyltransferase. The record is from RefSeq and is a predicted model, not a curated record. Lineage: Eukaryota; Fungi; Ascomycota; Eurotiomycetes; Eurotiales; Aspergillaceae. The transcript has a single exon. Gene Ontology annotation, cellular component: nucleolus. The coding region runs from base 1 to 852 and encodes 283 amino acids. Gene Ontology annotation, molecular function: rRNA (adenine) methyltransferase activity.
AUGGCUCCCAAGAGUCGAUCUAAACGGCCAAGCCUCCUCUCCAAAGGCCGACCACCAACCGUCAAACCCAAACAGGCAGCACUAUCCUCGAAAGCCACCCGCAAUCUCAUCAGAUCCCACCAUCAACUCCUCAAAGCCCGCGCCCAAGCCGAAAAGGCCGGCGACGCAGCCAAAGUGAGCAGCAUCGAUGCUCAAAUCCAAGCCAAUGGCGGACUCGACAGCUAUCAAAUCGCCAGCAAGCUGGGUCAAUCCAUGGACCGGGGUGGUGAUUCCAGCAAAUUACUGAUUGACUGGAUCAAGCCCCAGCUGGAUCAAUGGAAGCCUGAGAUGCCGAAAUUGCGCGUUUUGGAGGUUGGAGCUUUGAGUACGAAGAAUGCUUGUUCGAGGACUCCGUGUUUGGAUGUGACGAGGAUCGAUUUGAAUUCUCAGGAACCGGGGAUUUUGAAGCAGGAUUUUAUGGAGAGGCCUUUACCUGCUUCGGAUGAGGAGCGUUUUAAUAUUAUCAGUUUAUCGCUGGUUUUGAAUUAUGUGCCCGAUGCAACGGGUCGGGGCGAUAUGCUCAAGCACUGUGUCAAGUUUUUGACAUCUCAAUGUUCCAUCUCAUUUGUCCCGACGCUGUUCUUCGUGUUACCGGUGGCGUGCGUUGAUAACUCGCGCUACGUGACAGAGGAGAGACUACUCGACAUUCUAUCCAGUCUGGGAUUCCAACUGGUGCAAAGCAAGCGGAGCAACAAGUUGAUUUAUCAACUAUGGAAUUAUACAGGGCAGUCUUCCCUUCAAAGUUUCAAGAAGGAGAUGCUCAAUCCGGGUGCGAAACGGAAUAAUUUCGCCAUCAUCCUGCGUGAGGGAUGA